Fusarium vanettenii 77-13-4 is the source of this 1725-nucleotide messenger RNA. RefSeq lists its product as uncharacterized. The coding region runs from base 1 to 1725 and encodes 574 amino acids. The transcript is spliced from 7 exons. The record is from RefSeq and is a predicted model, not a curated record. NCBI's taxonomy places the organism in Eukaryota, Fungi, Ascomycota, Sordariomycetes, Hypocreales, Nectriaceae.
AUGGGCUCCGAGAGUAACAGGACGAUCUGGGAUGCAGAAUUUGAUCCUCAUCAGACUGUGGGCUGGAAGUACGAGAACAAGCCUUUCCUGCAAGUGUGGAAAGAAAACGGAUCAGAGCUUAGCUUAGUUCGCUUCUUCAUGACUGAGUCUGGGGCUGCAAACCGGCUCAUGCCUGAGGUAGAACUAGUUGCGGGCUUUUGCCCCGACGAGACACUGAGUGAACUUGAGCGUGGCCGCUCAUCCCUCCCCCAGGCAAAUGUUGCUCUUCUCGAUGACGGAACGAACGACGGAACGAACUCGAUUUCUCGGGGCUAUCUUGGCCCUCUCACAGCGCGAAAACUAUACCUAGAGCUGAAAAAAGAUCGAUUCCAUUUCGAAAAAGACAAAUCAGCAAGGCGACUACCAGCACACCAGUUGAAUGCUGAUCGCCGCUUACUGUUCAUCACGGACCUAGAUCGCUGGUCGAUGAUGGCUCUUGUUUCAACCCUCUCAAUCCACCAGGCAAGGGCCUUGAGGGACAGCCUUUAUCGAUAUAUGGCGUUUAGAGGGUUUCUUGGGUCUGCAUACUCGAUCAGCGGCCCGUCGACUUUUCAACUAGCCUUUGAUCUUCCCUACUACGCCUUCAGAGUUGCACCCUGCCACAGUCCACCUCACGAUCCCCGGAGGAGAAAGUCGUCAGCUAGUGAUGCUCUUAGAAACAUCACAGAUUUGUCAUUUCUUGUGAGGAAGCCAAAGAGCCUCGUGCCUCCCACCACGAAAGCAUAUCUGUGUGAGGCCCAAACAACCGUUCUCAUCAGCGGGUCAGACCCCUGGAGGUGGGUGGCGUACUGCUUUGUCGAUACCUACUUUGAAAGUGAAGACAAGAGGGAAAGUGUCGACGCUUAUGAUGAGGAGGUGGAAGUUGAUGACGAGUCACACGUGCUCUUUCGACCCGAUCCUUUCACCACCGCGGAAUCGGACGCAAAUCUCCCUGUCUUGAAUCCUCGGGAGUACUUUCUAAUUGUGCUAGAGUCGCGGCUACGACAGGUGAGAGACGAGUGGCACAUCCUCGCAACAAACAUGGGAGACAGUAUCAAUGAAUACGUCAACACCUGCCCCAUCACAAUGACGGAUGCUCUCUCCCCCCCUCCUGAUAACCCCCUUGCCGUGAGACAAUCCCGCGGUUGGGCAGUCCGUACUAAAAAGCUUCUGCGACCCCUGAUCCAGAAGCUGGCAGCCACCAUCAACCAAUUAGAUUCCUUGAAGUCAGACGAAACUUUUGCAACGCUUGCUGGACGCGGACGUCGAUUCAUUUCAGAAAUCGGAAAUCACACCAAACGACUACGGGGAUCAUUGGAAGAUCUCGAGAAUCUCUACAAAGCUUGUAACGAUUACAAUGAUGAUAUCGCCACGCAGUUGUCAUUCUACCUCAACCAUGAAGGGACUCGUGAUGCCAAGACCCAAGCCCAAAUGGCUAGUUUUGCCCAAAACAUGAGUUUUCUUAUUGUGGGUCUUCUGUCGCCCAUUGCAGUGGCAGCUGGAGUACUGUCAAUGCACCAACAGGCCAUUCCUGCGCCCCUUGCCCCAAAUGUCAAGUCAUUCUUUGGCCUGAUCAUCAUUCUCAUGAUUGCAGUGUGGUCAACUAUUGGUAUUAUGGUUCAUUGGAAGCGAAUUUCGCAGUGUAUAACCGAGUUCUUCAAAGGUCUCUUGACUGAUGAUAUGGACUUGGAAAGACAGCAAGAAUGA